Messenger RNA from Arvicanthis niloticus (Nile rat), 2109 nucleotides. NCBI's taxonomy places the organism in Eukaryota, Metazoa, Chordata, Mammalia, Rodentia, Muridae. The record is from RefSeq and is a predicted model, not a curated record.
CUUCGGGGCCCGGAAGUGCGGCCUUCAAGUUGACAAGCAGGAGGCAGCCACCGCAGGGCCUGGUGCCUGAGGAGUCGGAGAUGGCGGCCACAGAGGCCGUGCACCACAUCCACCUACAGAACUUUUCACGCUCACUACUAGAGACUCUCAAUGGGCAGAGACUAGGCGGUCACUUCUGCGAUGUGACCGUGCGUAUCCGUGAGGCUUCUCUGCGUGCUCAUCGCUGUGUGCUGGCUGCGGGCUCACCCUUCUUUCAGGAUAAGUUGCUGCUUGGCCAUUCGGAGAUUCGUGUGCCACCAGUGGUGCCUGCGCAAACCGUGCGCCAGCUGGUUGAGUUCUUGUACAGCGGCUCGUUGGUGGUGGCACAGGGCGAAGCCCUGCAGGUACUCACUGCAGCAUCGGUGCUUCGCAUCCAGACCGUCAUUGACGAGUGCACACAGAUCAUCGCUCGUGCCCGUGUCCCCAACACCCCGGCGCCUGCGCCUCUGCCACCACCACCUGUGCCCCCUCCACUCGCACCCGCGCAGCUGCGCCACCGUCUGCGCCACUUGCUGGCCGCCCGCCCCCCAGGCCAUCCCAACGCUGCGCACAGCCGCAAGCAGCGCCAGCCGGCGCGUCUUCAGCUACCUGCACCCUCAGCACCCAUCAAGGCCGAGGGGCCUGAUGCAGAGCCGGCGCUGACUGCGGCCCCUGAAGAUAGAGGUGAAGAGGAUGAAGACGAGGAGACGGAUGAAGAAACCGACGCUGAAGAAGGUGAAGGCGGCGGCGGUAGUGGCGCCGGUGGCCCAGGUGAGGGCCAGGCUCCUCCUGCCUUCCCCGACUGUGCAGGGGGCUUCCUCACCGCUGCAGCUGACAGCGCGCGAGAGGAUCCUCCUGCAUCCACUAGCAUCACUGAUUAUAGUGGUGCCGGGAGAGAGUUCCUUCGGGGUACUGGGGUCACUGAAGAUGUGUUCCCAGAUAGUUAUGUGUCUGCUUGGCAUGAGGAAGGCAGCGGAGGUCCAGAAGGUUGUCCGGUGGAAACGUCUGCUCCACCUGACUGUGCCCUGGCUGGGCCUCGCCCAACCGGUGUGAAGACCCCUGGUCCCCCCGUGGCUCUCUUUCCCUUUCACUUGGGUGCUCCGGGUCCCCCAGCGCCAACACCUCCUACUCCAUCUGGGCCAGCCCCUGCACCCCCGCCCACCUUCUACCCCACCCUCCAGCCAGAUGCAGCCCCCAGUGCUCAGCUGGCAGAAACGCAGGCUUUGCCUGCUGCUCCUGCUGCUCAGGCUACAGCCAUCUCAGGCACUCCUGUGCGCGCCCCUGGUGCCUCAAGUGCUGAGCAACCGGCCUAUGAGUGUAGCCACUGCCGCAAGACGUUCAGCUCGCGGAAAAACUACACCAAGCACAUGUUCAUCCACUCUGGAGAGAAGCCACAUCAGUGUGCUGUGUGUUGGCGAUCCUUCUCUCUACGAGACUACCUGCUCAAACAUAUGGUCACACACACUGGUGUGCGAGCCUUCCAAUGUGCAGUGUGUGCCAAGCGCUUCACUCAGAAGAGCUCACUCAACGUGCACAUGCGUACACAUAGGCCUGAACGAGCACCCUGCCCGGCCUGUGGCAAAGUUUUCUCACACCGAGCACUGCUGGAGAGACACCUGGCAGCUCACCCUGCACCUUGAUUGGGAGCCAGCUUCACACAUCUGGCUGGUAUAGUCAGACGCCUUGGACUAGGUCCAUUCCACCAAGAAGGCUCUGGAGUACAGACCCUUUCCCUUCCCCACUCGGACCCUGUUUUCCCUGUGGACUUGGGACCCAGAACCCUAUUUCUCUCCUACACUUGCUUAGCUUCUCUCGAUGGGACAGCGAGAUGAUCAGGGCCCCUCCCAGCUCAGAGACCAUUUCCAGGUUGAGCUGGGCAAACACAUUCUUGGAACCUGAUGCUGGAUUUGUGACCCAACCCCUGCCAGGUAUGGUGUCUAGAGUUGUCCUCUGCCCCUGUGCUGGGCUAGAAUUCUCUGACCUCACCCCCAGUCUGGGGCCACCCUUCCCUCAUUAGGCACCUAUGGAGGCCCAGAUGGACCUACCUUGGGACUUUAGAAUUCCAAUCUAAUAAAGUACAUUGGGCCAGUA